AUGAAUAACUCCGCCAUCAUAACUAGCACCGCCGCCGAAGCUGCCGUCAAAUGCCGUAAAAAGCUCCACCGAUAUAAUCAGUAUCAGUCCUUGAUCCCUGGACUUCCUGAUAAUAUAGCUCAAAUUUGUCUAUCUCUUGUUCAAGAACCUUUGACUCUUUACUCCGUUUGUCAAUCGUGGCGCCGGCUUGUUUAUUCUCCUCUUUUUCCCCUUUUUUAUCCAGCGUAUAUUUCUGAAAGACCCUCGACUCUAGUGAAAAAUUCUGUUGAGUUUGCGAAUUUCGAUCCGAUUUCAGCAAAAUGGCAGUUGCUUCCUCCUCCACCACUUGACCCACCUCUACGUCUCCUUCUCCGCCACCUUCCUAUUCAAUCGGUUAGCAUUUCUGGCAAUUUAAUAAUCCUCAUCGCGACAACUAACCAUAUGCUCCGAGCCUUAUUCCGUCCCCUUGUGUUCAACCCGCUCACCCACAAAUGGACUUAUGGCCCCCCACUCGCGACCCCAAGACGCUGGUGCGUUGCAGGCGCGUCGCAGGGCGUGGUGUACGUCGCGAGUGGGAUUGGGUCCCACUAUAAUCUCGAGGUAGCUCGAACAGUUGAAAAGUGGGACCUCAAAAGUUAUAACAGUUAUAACCAACCACAACAUACUCAGUGUAAUUGUACAAGCGAAGUAAAAAAUAACAGUAACCAUCACCACCAACAACAACGUAAUAAUCCCACAUGUGGGGUUAAAAACAAGGGAUGGAAAUGGGAAAAACUGAGUGGUCUCAAAGACGGGAAAUUCAGUAGGGAAGCGAUUGAAGCAAUAGGUUGGAGAGAGAAGCUAUGUAUGGUAAACGUAAAAGGCGAUGCAGCAAAGGAAGGAAUAAUCUACGACAUCGAAAGCGACACGUGGCAGGAGAUGCCUGAGGGAAUGUUAGUAGGUUGGAGAGGUCCAACGGCUGCAAUGGAGGAGGAAAUAAUUUACACGGUGGAUGAAUCGAAAGGAGCAUUGAGGAAAUAUGAUCAAGAAAAUGAUAGUUGGAUUGAGAUUCUUGAGAAUGAGAUGCUUAAAGGUGAACAACAUAUGGCUGCUGCUGGUGGUAAAGUGUGCGUCGUUAAUGGCGGCGGUGAUGGGCUAGUAGUGGUGAAUGUGGUGGCAGAGCCUCCGAGUUUGGUGGUGGUGGAAACUCCGGUAGGGUUUCAGGUUUUGGAUGUACAUAUUUUGCCAAGGAUGAAUGUUGACUAGUUUUUUUUUUUUCUUUCAAUUUUUUUCAGGUAAAUUUGGGAUACUUGUCAAUUUUUUUGUUGGUUCUUUUAUGUCUCUUUACAUGAAUAUCUUUCUUAAUGGGGAAAAAUAUAUGUAUACAAUUUGACAUAAAUUCUCGCCAUAGAAAAAUGUGAACA
Molecule: messenger RNA, 1382 nt
Organism: Lycium barbarum (goji berry)
Lineage: Eukaryota; Viridiplantae; Streptophyta; Magnoliopsida; Solanales; Solanaceae
Product: F-box/kelch-repeat protein SKIP25-like
Exons: 2
Coding region: 1-1224 (407 amino acids)
Molecular function (GO): protein binding
Source: RefSeq, a predicted model, not a curated record